Molecule: messenger RNA, 1457 nt
Organism: Mugil cephalus (flathead mullet)
Lineage: Eukaryota; Metazoa; Chordata; Actinopteri; Mugiliformes; Mugilidae
Gene: mid1ip1l
Product: MID1 interacting protein 1, like
Exons: 2
Coding region: 267-764 (165 amino acids)
Biological process (GO): regulation of lipid biosynthetic process
Cellular component (GO): cytosol
Source: RefSeq, a predicted model, not a curated record
CGCCCAACCGGCUGCCGGGUAUAAAGGCGCCGUUAAGCUCACAGGCAGAUGGGGAAAUAGUCGGUUUCCUUCCUGGCUGGUGGUGUGCAGUACCUGAGAAGAUUUGGCCCUCACUAAAUCAUCACGCCAACCAAGAUUUUUCUUCCCUCAGGUUACCGCGUCGCUCAGAUCAUCCAUCUCUUAAAACCCCGAGCAGCUUUGCCUUAAAAGCCCCACCUGCCUGCUCUUGUUUUACACUGUAACCAAGCCGACCCAAAGCCUUCAUCAUGAUGCAGAUUAGCAGCGACUCAGCCAGCAACAAGCACUCCCUCAUCAACGUCAUGCACCGCUUCAUAGCAGCCGCCAACAACAUGGACGAGACCAUCAUGGUGCCCAGCCUGCUGCGAGACGUGCCCCUGGAGGAGCAGGCGGCCGGGCAGGUGGAGCCCAACAACAACAACAACGACGAGCCGCCCUGUCCCAACAAGCAGAGGGACAUGUACGAGCACUACCUGCUCCUCAAGUCCAUAAAGAACGACAUGGAGUGGGGCCUGCUGAAGAGGGAGAUGAGCAGCGGCGCCAGCUUCCUGGAAAUGGCCGUGAAGCAGGAGGAGCAGAAGCCCGUGACCGGGGAUCUGCUGGUGGACGAGAACUCUGACCUGGAGCAUCAGUUUCACUAUCACCUCAGGGGACUGUUUGGAGUUCUGUCCAAGCUCACGAUGCAGGCGGACCACCUCACCAACAGAUACAAGAGGGAAAUCGGAGGCGGGAACUUCAUGAGAUAGAAGUUUCUGCACAUUUCGUUCUCCUCCUCCUCCGGACUGCUUGACUCGCGACAAUGGGAUGUUUUGUGAAGGGGCCCCCAUCGCUUCCAACAAAGCUCGAUUGAUGGUAAACUGACCAGGACAAGCACUCCAGAAUAGCAGCACUCCAACUUCACUUUUCUCCCUGCCCCCUCCCUCUUCUUAUACCUGAAACCAGUGAAACCUGCGCGUGUCUGUCUGCAGAGGUCGACGCCGAAGUGCACGGUGGAGGUUUACUGAACCCGCUCAAGUCCUGAUGAAGCACAGCUCUGGUUUAUGCAGAACCUCUCUGUGUCUUUUCAUUUCAAAUUUAAAUUUGUCACCAGAGUUUAUGAAUAAAAGGCUUAAGCCUGUAGGAGAUAUUGAAUGCUGGUUAUUCUGUCCCCUCUUGAUUUUUUUUUUUCUUAUUUUUAAACUGUAAUUUUAAAAACUGCUGAGCUGAAGGGCUCUUACCUACCUGCAGACGUUUUAAAUCUUUCCACUUGGUAGUACUGUAACAUGGUGUGCCUUGACUUUCUUUUUGUAUGCCCUGUUCAGUUACCUCCCCAUUGUCUGACUUGACUGCUUCAGUGGUUCAUCAUCAAGGUGUUCACAGUUCAUUUGUUUGUCCUUUUGGAUAUUUCAAAGCCGAUUUUAUAUUGAUGCAGUACAACUGAAAUAAAUAACUAAACUUAA